GACAGCAGGGUGUAGAGAGAAAGAGCGAGAGAGAGAGAGAGAGAGAGAGAGAGAGAGAGAGGCGAGUGUAAGUGUGGCCAAAGAGAGAGAGAGAGAGAACAGAAAGGCAGUGAGAGAGCUUGAGGGAGACGAGAGUGUGGAAGCGAUACAGUGCUGGAUAAUGGAGGAGCAGUCAGAGUGUGUGGAGCCUCCUGUGGCCCCUCAGUGUGACCCCCAGCCCACAGGGAAGAUCAACAAAGCUGCCUUUAAACUCUUCGGAAAGCGGCGCACCGGCUCUGGAAUGGCCAGCUUCUUCUCCUUCAGGAACAAAGGGAGCGGGAACAAUGGGAAUUCUGACAAUGGGAACCCUCUGAACGGAAACAGCUCAGCGGCAUCAGUGGAACUUGUUAGGAGCAAAACCCACGAUGGACUCACGAGCUCUAGCAACGAUGCUAAUGGACAGAGAGGGGAGGGACCUGCUAACUUGGAGGCGGGACCCGUGAGGUCUCUCAGUAAAUCGCUAAGUUUCUUCUCUCUACUCCGACGUGGGAGUUUCAGGUCGAGUGAAAAUGGAGGGGCGGGGCUUGUCAGAAGAGGGAGGGGCCUAAAGGGAUUUUUUAGCAGCAUGCGAUGGAGACGCAAAGAAAAAACAAACGAGGGAGAGGGGGAAGAGGUGGAAGGGAAGAGAGAGAAGGAUGGGGAUAAAGCCGACUCUGAAAAGGUAAAAGAUAUUACGCUCACCCUUGAACCACCACCGCAUCAUCACCAAGAGGAUUGUGGGGAUGCAGAGAAAGAACCUAACCUAGAGACCCCCACCAUGAGCGUUACCAUGACACCCACACACUGUGUUGCCAUGCCAGGGCCAUCUGGUGAGCCAGACUCCCCCUUUCCUUACACACCCACUGACUCUCCACUGCGCCCUCCCAUCCAAAAAGCCAAAGCUUCAAUUUCCAGCCUCACCCCCUCUCUUGCUACACCCCCUUUGGAUCGCUGCAGCACUGGUGACCCACCCUCAGAGCCUUCUGUUGACCGCCUCUGUUCUCUGCUCUUCAAUGACGUCACAUCCCUUAAGAGCUUUGAUUCACUGACGGGCUGUGGUGACAUUAUUGCUGAUGCAGACGAGGAGGGGCCAGCGGGUAAUGGAGGCAGUGGCACUAGCAGCAGCAGCAGUGGAGGAGGAGGAGGCAGUGUGGGAACAGGUGUCGGGAGAACUGUUGGUAUCACAAGUGCCAUAUCUCGUGGCUCCCCAUCCAAAACCCCUCUACCUUCCCAGCUGAUGCAGCCCAUGUUCUCUGUUUCCCCGAGCUCAGUGCCUUCCUCCCUCCCAGCCCGGGCCAGGGCACCACCUCCCCCGCAGCAGCACCCACCUGGUAGUGGUGUGGUGGCCUACAUGGGCGGAGGGGAAGAAAUGGCGAGUCCAGAAGGGGUGGACGAUGCAGACAUGCAGGGGCUCUGGCACAUGCUACCCUCCACAGGUGACAAUUCCCCUGCUUUGCCCCGAUCACACCAACCUCCCUCUUCUACCCCCACUUCCACUUACCCCCCUCGUGCAACCUCUAGCCUUGUCAGCAGCCACUUGCCCUCAGCCCCCAGGAGUGUAGACCGGAAAGUACCCCAGGUGAAGGCACUAGGGCUCAGUAAGAUUCCGAUAGUUGGUGGAGCAGGAAGCCGGGCAGCUAAACCCCCGCUCCCUCACACACAUGGUCGUCAUCCUACAUCACCUGGUGAUAAAGAGCCACUAAGUGAUGAGGGCUACUGGGACACACCCUCAGCAACACCUACAGCAACACCUGAUGAGAGUGGGUUGCAGCGUAACCAGAAGAUGCCAGCCCUGUCACGCGACAGCUGCUCUGGAGACCACCUGUACGACCUUUACAACGACCCUGAAGAGGAAGGAGAGGAUGAAGAGCAUUUGGGAGAUGAAGACCCAAAUAGUACUCCCUCUCCUUCCACUGAAUACAAACUGAGCCCUGACACCCAAACAACUCCUCCUUCCUCCUCCUCCUCUUCCUCCUUCAGAUCAAUGAAAGGCAGCACCAGCCUUCCUCGAGAAUCCAAGAUCCCAGUAAGCAGCAGACAAACCCCGCUUCCCCAUUCUGCAAGCCAGUCAGCCCUCUCCUCUGUUCUAGAGGCCGAAUCCCCUCCACCAAAGACCUGUGCACCUCCCUCAGCUCGUACCAGAAUCCCUGUAUCAAAGGUGCCCGUUCGUCGUUCAGGGAACAAACCAGGCAGCACAACCAGAGGAACAGCCCACAAGAAAUAGUUCCUGUCAAAUGGGUGGUUCUCUACUACUUACUUAUCGACUCGAGUGGACUGUGCAGAGCCAAAAGUUUUCCCAGACCAAGAAAAAUGUUGAGCUGUAGAGUUAACAGCCUAUAAAUUCCUCUCAAAUCUUAAAGGCUUUCAUUCCUCAAGUGUUUUGGCUUACGACAGCCUAGAAUAGAAUAAGUGGGUUUGUUCACUUGAGAAAGUCACGAGGAGACUCCAAAAAGCUGGUUUAACACUUCACAGCUCUCACUGGAACUUUGGAGGUUGACCUCUUGACAAUCCGCGGACUCUUGAUAGACACACUUGCCUUGAACCUUUCCUGGAAAAAGGUCCUGACCUGCUGAGAGUUUGACAGCUCAUGAUUGCACACUGAAAAAAUAAGCAGAGCACCUUUUUUAUCUUUUGCAUUUUUCCUAUAGAAUUCCACAUGGCAUAACAUGAUUUGCUCGAAAGGACCUAAUCUAAUCAAAUCAGAGUUUGUCAUUUUGUCUAAUCUGUAACAAAUUACCUCCUAAUCCUUUCAUUUUAGAGCCAAAGUUAAAAAAAAAAAACAAAUUUCAUUUCACAGUCUCAAAUAGCCUUCUACAGACCCAACAGUAUCUCAACAAUAAUAACAGCCUGGAAUAACCCUUCAUUUUUUGUUUGGCUGUUGUGUGUGUUUUUCCUCUUUUCAGAUGUUCUUCUUAUCGUUUUCUUCUGACCGCACACUGAUUAUUCAACUGUUUGUGCAAACAUACAAAUGACUACUGGUAUCUGAAGUUUAGUUACCUAAUUACAUUGCAGCUACAAAUGUGGCCGCUGCAGAAGGCCACACAGUGUGUUACAUUUUUUGAAAGAGGAGACUUCCUCUGUUUUGACUGGUUAUUUUUAUUUUAUUGUGAAUGGAAUUCAAGUUUGGCUUCAGCUUUUUGCAUUUGGAUCUCAUUUAUAUCUGACUGCAUCACCGAAGCACAUCCGUAGGAUGUCAGACUCUGGGAUUUACAACUGUUGAACUAUUGAUGGAAACCUACAAAACUAUCGCAAUACUCAACCUGGAUGGAUCCCUUGCACUGAUGCUUCAGUACACACAAACACACACACACACACACACACAUACAAAAUCUUUUAUAUUUUUUCUCCCUCUCUGCAUGCAGAGCCACACAUACAAGGCGCAAAGGUCAGGGAGCAUCAUUUAAUACUGACUGAUUUUAGUUACACUGUUCAGCCUUUGGCAAUGUCUUAGCUACACUGGAUGACUUCUCCAAGCACACAUACACAAACAAAUCUUCUUCGCUGGAUUUCAUACUGUUUUUAUAGGCUGCUGCUUUCCAACGUCAUACUGCACAGAUCUGUAACUGUGAUCACACCAGCUUCUUACUCCUCUCCUCUACUAACAUGCUGUAAAGGCUGAUGUGAACAGGUGACAAGGGAGACAUCGUUGUUGUAAGCCAGUUUUAGAGAGCCAGAAUGUUCCUGCAAAUGUUCUUUCUUAAAUAGGCUGUAACCCUUAAAAAAGAAAAGUAAAUACUGAGGGUGAGGGUUUCUAAAAAACAAUUGAGCCACGUAAUUACUUGGAUUACAUGUUAAGAUAAUAAACAAAAUUUGGGACUAAUACUAAUCAGCUCAGAGUUCUUCACCCUACGACUCUGGGUGUCUUAGUAAUAAACACAAUAGACUUCAUUCUAGGAACCACCGCAGCUGUGCGUGAAUCUGAAUGUAGCCUAACAUCAUCGUAGCUCAUUGGUCAGCAUAUAUUAUCCUCUGCUGGUCUGUUUUUCUCUUUGUCCCUCUUUCGUGGGGGCAAGACAAAUGGUGGAGUUUACUGUUUAAAGUCCCCCGUGCUCUGAAAAAUGAAGACAAACUACCACACAGUUGCAGCCUUGCAAAGCACCACUUGUUUUAAGAAUGAGUGGGUGUAUUGCAGUUUUAAAAGGCCUUUGUCAGUGAUUCAGUGUGACAAGUUUCAGGGAGCAGAGUGUUCACUGCCCUUCAUUUAGAGAGCUAGAGGGUUUUCAUUCCACAUUCAAGUUUGCUCUUGACCACAGUGAACCACAGCUCCAGGUUCAGAUAUCUUUCCAGCAUCAUCAUGAUGUAGAGUAGGACAGGCCAUGGGGAAACCUGAUAUGAGAUGUGCAGUGCUUCUCACCCGACAAAACGAACAGGCAAAAGGUCAUUUGGAGAGCAGAGGAUGAUCAAGUCCCUUCAUUGUUUCUCUACCUACACUGUGCUCUUUUACUCUUUUGAUUUAUUAUGCAAUCACUUUCGUGACUUUCCCUCCGAUGGAGUACUGACUGACAAAAAAGUAUUUGAUGGAAAGGGAUGUCGAUUGAGAGGGGAAUCAAUUUAAACCUUUGGCAGUAUUUCUGAUAAAAAUGUAAAAAAGAAUACUUUCUUUAAACAGCAAUUUUUAUGCAUAUCGAUUGCUGACCAAAACAGUUGCCUGAAGUGUUAAAACUUAUUAAUUUUACUGUAUGACUGAGAAACCUUAUUAACAUCAACAAUCAAAUGAUCUUAAAGUUAGGACUGAGAGAGAUUAGGGAACUAUGAACUGGACAAGAAGCGAUCAUUACGCAUAAAAUGUUUUGUUUAAAUAUGGUGUCCUCCUCGGUUAAUGUCCCACUUGCCGCAGGCAUGUGUGUAAAUAGAAGUUAUUUCUCCAGUUCUCGCAAGUAUGAGGAAGUGAAAAUGAAAGUUAAACACACUGGCACAUACACAGUUAUGACAAUAACCACAGAGUCCACCAUAUUACAUAUACUAUUAGUUACUAUUAGGCUCAGUUCCUUGUAUUUUUUUCCAGACUGAUACUUUUCUUUCUGAUUACAAAUCUGGGCCUUCAUAUGAAGCACAUCUUGUUUUCCUUUUUUGCUCCUGUCUCUCUGUUCACAGUGUCUUUCCACUUUUCAUAUUUAAUGAAUAAAACUGUAUUUGCGCUGACAGAUCAACUUGUGACUUAUUGUAACCACAUCUACACAA
Scatophagus argus is the source of this 5199-nucleotide messenger RNA. RefSeq names its product APC membrane recruitment protein 2 (gene amer2). The transcript has a single exon. Lineage: Eukaryota; Metazoa; Chordata; Actinopteri; Scatophagidae. The record is from RefSeq and is a predicted model, not a curated record. Gene Ontology annotation, cellular component: plasma membrane. The coding region runs from base 161 to 2242 and encodes 693 amino acids. Gene Ontology annotation, biological process: regulation of canonical Wnt signaling pathway. Gene Ontology annotation, molecular function: beta-catenin binding; phosphatidylinositol-4,5-bisphosphate binding.